GUCGUGUUGGUUUCAGAAGUCAUCAUGGCGCUCACUUCCCCAGUCCCAGAGCACCCAUAUAGCCAUCUAAUUGAGACACUGAAAGAUGGCACAAUCAAGUUCUUCAAUCCACAGAAAUUAAAUGAUCCACGUUAUGACAAGCUGCCUCUGUCCAUCCGCGUCUUACUGGAGGCAGCGAUUCGUAACUGUGAUGGCUUUUACACGAAAAAAGAAGACGUCCAGAACCUCAUGGACUGGCAGGAGCUGCAGAAUCAAACUGAGGUGCCGUUCUCUCCAGCUCGAGUCCUGCUCCAGGACUUCACAGGUAUUCCUGCCAUGGUGGACCUGGCAGCCAUGAGGGAUGCUGUUGCCAAACAUGGCAUGGACCCCAGCCUGGUCAACCCCAAAUGCCCCACAGACCUCAUUGUAGACCACUCAUUACAGAUUGAUUAUAGCAAAUGUGCCGUACAGAAUGCUCCAAACCCUGGUGGAGGGAAUGGCCCAAACCAGAGCCAGGAUCCCUCCCGUUCCACCCCCUCCAGGCCUCCGUCCAGAGGAGGCUCACAGUGCGGAGGCCAGCGAGGCACAUGUAGUAAAGCUGCCUGCAGUGACCCUCCAGGCUCCCCGGGUCAACCCCCAGCCUCCGUCCAGCAGAUCGAGAACACGCCCCUCCUCUGCCCUUUCCACCUGAAACCUGUGUCUGAAACUGACACAUCUCUGAAGAAUCAAGAACUGGAACUGACCAGAAACAAAGAGAGACUUCAGUUCUUUAAGUGGUGUUCUAAAGCAUUCAAGAAUGUGAACGUGGUUCCUCCAGACGUCGGCGCAGUCCACCAGGUGAACCUGGAGUAUCUAUCCAGAGUGAUCCAGGUCAGCAAUGGUUUCAUCUACCCUGACAGCGUGGUGGGAACCGACUCUCACACCACCAUGAUCAACGGCCUGGGCAUCCUGGGCUGGGGCGUUGGGGGAAUUGAGUCAGAAGCUGUGAUGCUGGGCCAACCAGUGUCUCUGACUCUUCCUCAGGUGGUGGGCUGUAAACUGGUGGGCUCCAUCAACCCCCUAACCACCUCCAUAGACAUCGUCCUCGGCAUCACAAAGCACUUGCGACAAGCUGGGAUCGCUGGAAAGUUUGUCGAGUUUUUUGGACCUGGCGUUUCUCAGCUGUCGGCCCCUGACCGAACCACCAUCGCUAACAUGUGCCCAGAGUACAACGCCACAGUCAGCUUCUUCCCUGUCGACCAAGUCACACUCAGGCACUUUAAAAAGACAAAUUUUACCCAGGAAAAACUUGAAUUGAUGGAACAUUACAUGAAGGCUGUAAAACUUUUCCGAAACUUUGAAGACCCCUCAGAAGACCCUGAGUAUUCUGAGGUGUUUGAAAUCGACCUGAGCUCCAUGGUGCCCUAUGUGAGCGGACCCAAAAGACCACAGGACCGAGUGGCAGUCAGCAGCAUGAAAGAAGACUUUCAGAGUUGUCUUCAAGAGAAGGUGGGUUUUAAAGGCUUCCACAUCUCCAAGGAGAAGCAGGAGACCCGCGUCCCUUUCCUGCACGGUGGUCAGGAAUACCAGCUGGCCCACGGCUCAGUGGUCAUCGCUGCUGUUAUCAGCUGCACCAACAACUGCAACCCGUCUGUCAUGUUGACUGCAGGUCUACUGGCCAAAAAGGCAGUGGAGGCGGGGCUUGUUGUCAAACCUUACAUCAGGACCAGCCUGGCUCCCGGAAGUGGCAUGGUCACUCACUACCUCAGCACCAGUGGAGUCCUGCCUUACUUUAGCCAACUGGGGUUUGAGGUGAUAGGUUACGGUUGUGCCACCUGUGUAGGAAACACAGCACCGUUACCAGACCCUGUCAUGGAUGCGAUCAAACAGGGCAACCUGGUGGCCUGUGGGGUGUUGUCUGGCAACAGGCAGUUUGAGGGCCGCCUCUGUGACUGUGUGCGUGCCAACUACCUGGCCUCCCCUCCCCUGGUGGUGGCUUAUGCUAUUGCAGGCACUGUGGGAAUCGACUUUGAGAAAGAGCCUUUAGGGGUCACGUCUGAGGGGAAGGAGGUGUACCUUCGUGACAUUUGGCCAUCCAGAGAGGAGAUCCAGCAGACUGAGGAAGACACCGUCAUCUCUUCCAUUUUUAAGGAUCUCAGGGGGAGGAUGGAGAAAGGAAACACAUUUUGGAACAACAUCGAAUGUCCAGACUCUGUACUUUUCCCCUGGGAUCACAAGUCCACAUACAUCCGCUCACCUUGUUUUUUCAGCAAGUUGAGUAAAGACGUUCCUCCCCCUCACUCGAUAGAGGGCGCUCAUGCCUUACUGUUCCUCGGGGACAAAGUGACCACGGACCACAUCUCCCCAGCAGGCAGCAUCGCUAGGGUCAGCGCGGCGGCCAAAUACCUGAUGAGCAAACGUCUGACGCCGCGGGAGUUCAACUCGUACGGCGCACGCAGAGGGAACGACGCAGUGAUGACCCGAGGCACGUUCGCCAGCAUCAAGCUGCAGAAUCGAUUCAUCGGCAAAUCAGGCCCCAAGACUUUGCACAUUCCCUCAGGCCAGACACUGGACGUCUUCGAGGCAGCUGAUCGCUAUCAGAGAGAUGGGGUUCCCCUCAUCAUCCUGGCAGGCAAAGACUACGGCUCUGGAAACUCCAGGGACUGGGUCGCCAAAGGACCGUACCUGCUGGGGGUCCGUGCAGUCAUCGCUGAGAGCUUCGAGAAGUUGCACAAGAACCAGCUGGUGGGAAUGGGCAUCAUGCCGCUCGAAUUCCUGCCUGGCCAGAGCGCCGACUCGCUGGAGCUCAGCGGGAAGGAGAGGUUCACCAUCACCCUGCCGGAGAGCCUGAGUCCCAGGCAGCAGCUCAGUGUCAGGACCAGUCAAGGGACGUCCUUCUCCGUCACCGCACUGUUUGACACAGAGAUGGACGUUAUCUUCUUCCAGCACGGAGGGGUUCUUCGAUACGUGGCACGGAAUUUACUGUGAAUCAGCCUCAAGCCUACAGAGUGUGCACCAGGCUCAUGAACUGCAGUCCUCUUUGUUUCCCCAGUUUGUCUUUAAACUUGAUGAAAGCGGCUCAUUGGAACCACAUAAGGACUAAUGGUCUGUGUGCUUGAACUGGAUAUUCGUCUCCAAACCAACCGAGUGGUGAGAGGACAGUUUCAGCUGCUUCUCCCUCACUACACAUGGCUGGUCCCGCUUCUGCAACAGCUUUGUUUGUCGUCACAUGACCAUCAGAGCAACUGCAGGAAGACGUGCUGACAUGCACUCAAUAAAGAGAUCUUACCUUCAUUGACCCUUGAACACAUGCUUUUUUUCUUUUGUUGUUGGAGAGUGAAACUUCAGAGUACCGAGGGGACGUUUCAUUCACCAUUCAGCCCAAGAAGAAAUGAGUCCUCUCUGCUUCUGUUGUCAUUAAGCUCAAACAAAACCAAUCCUGCCUGGAAAGGUUAAGAUGGUGCUAGGUACUAUGGCAUGAAUAUAUUUUCUAAAUGCAGUACAGCCUGUUUUCCUCAACAUUCGAGUAAGGUUCAUUUCAGAAGUAUUAGAGUUGAUGUCCGUUGUUCUAAACAAUCCUAGUAAAUAAGUUGAAAUUUCUUAAUCAAACUUUUGCUUAAAAAAAGUACAAUUGCCUCCUAAUACUCAGUUUAUAUCAUGUGAAAAAAUGUGUAACUAUUAUAUGUGAUUUGUUACUUGCUCCCUGCAUUAGCAUGGUUCAUACUUCAACUGACAGUCUCUGCAUCACAUUAAAGGUAAAUGAUAAAAACCUUCCGCUAAAGAAUCUGUUAAUACCAAUGCACACAGCAUCAUAUGCUUCUAAAGGUUCAGUUUAUUAUUUAUCAAAGUACAUACUUAACACAACCAGUGUUUAAAACCAGAGUUUCAUUUUAGUUAAACAAUGUUAACUUUACAUUUAGUUUUUUAUACAUAAACUGAUGCUGAGGUGAGAGGCAGUCAUUGAGCUGUUGACAGUUGCAGUUACACUUGUCAUAUUUAUUAGGUAUGAUUGAAAGCAGCAAAUUUUGAGAUUAAACUGCUGAAUCACCCUGUUGACUGAUGUUACUGAGAGUGGGUCCAGCCUGAGCCUGACCACAUACAGCCAAGUUCAGCAUCAUCAGCAUUAAUGUUAAUGCAAUUUCCACACAUUGACGUUUGUCUCUCAGUCUUGGAGAAUACCACACUACACGUUUUGGAAAAAGCUUUUUGUCUUUGUAGUCUGAUAAAUGCAUGACUCAAGCGAUGAUUCAAUCCAGUGAUCGGCGUCACUUGGGUCUGAAGACCAGGAUGUUGAAACAUGAACAAAUCUAUUGGUGGAGUUAGAGAGACCUUGGAACACUGAUGACAAACCUGUGUAACUAUUGCUAAGCAGUUACACAAAUUUAAAUCAUUGUACAAAUGCAAAAAUUGUGAGCAAAAUUACACACAAACAAUUGAACAGAAUUCUACAAAACCUGGUGGAGGGAUACAUUUUUUGUGAAUUCCUAAAGAAAUAAUUGAUGGAUCUUAAUGAAAAAUAUAUGAAAGUUUGAAAUUUGGUGCAGCUUAAUUGAAUUUAAGUGGACUUUGGGGCCUUGGUGGAGGUACGUGCUCUAGUCUUUGUCAUUCUAGUUAGUAAACGUCUAGCUUAGCUAUGUCUAAAGAUAAAAAAAAUACACCUGGUGACAUCUCUGAAGCUCAUUCAUUAUUGUUCUUGUUUUUUUAGUGAUCCAUAGAGGUGGCGGCAGGUGGAUUUGGAUUGAAGCAGUCUGUCUGUGCUUAGCUGACAUCUAUUUGGCUGAAGCUUUAAACUAGCUGUACAGAAACGGGUGUAGAGAAACUGAUCCUGAAAAGGAUGAACUCCCCUCUAGUGGUCCUGUUACUGAACCAGACUCAAUUCAUGAAAGUUAAUGCUGUGUCAGAUUGACCAGUGUAACCCGGCACUUCCUCUAUGUACUGCUCCUGCCACUGGAGGUGGAACACUGAGAAGGGAGCUCCUAACUUUCACCUCUUUCAUUAGAGUAAAAGCUCCUUGCUUGAGGAGAUGAUCAAUCCCUCUUGGUGACGUAGAGUCAAUGCUCCAUCAGCUGAAAUGUAGUCUGACCUGACUGAACUAAACUUAAAGUGACUCAACACCAGCCCUCUGUAAAGUGCAGGUAUCGUUUGGUUUGUAAUUCAUGAUGAUGAAUUGAACUUCUGGACUUUUCAUCUGAAAUCAUUGAGUUUUUUUUGUGCAAUUAAAAAUUUGAGUAUGAACGCAUAUUGACGUACUUGAUCUGAAACCAUGGAUCCAAUGCAACACGUCACAUUUUCUACAGUGUGGGUCGGAGCCUUUAUGCAUUUAGAUAUUUCUUUAGAGCAUGACGUGUGCAGGCUGUGUUCAUGAGAAGCUCUUUAUUAUUCAUACUUGGCAUUUCAAGAGUGAACAAUCUAUGUUUCUUGCUUUGUCCAACUGACAAGUCGAGCUUCAGCAAGUAGCAAACUGUCACGUGAUGAUGAGGCUGUCGUUUGUGUGAAGAUAUUUCUACACUGCUUCAUAUUACAGGACACGUUGGGUUAUUUUUCUUUAAAGUUCCGGUCCAUCUUCACAGUUUGCCUUCUUAGUUGGAGCAGGUUGUUUAUCAGAAACGUGUGAAAGCAGAAUGGAACAUUACUGUGGACAGAGUGAGCAGCGGCACUAGUGUGAAAGUUUGUGUGUGGUGUCGUCAUGUGUCGCAGUCUGCUGCUGCUGCUCAGUGUCAAAGCUCAGAGAAGCAAAGUGCAAAUCAAGUCUCUGUCUGCUCAUGGUGAUGGAUUGUAUUGUAAAUAGUUUUUAAUAAAUGCUGAGACAAUUCUG
Molecule: messenger RNA, 5773 nt
Organism: Limanda limanda (common dab)
Lineage: Eukaryota; Metazoa; Chordata; Actinopteri; Pleuronectiformes; Pleuronectidae
Gene: ireb2
Product: iron-responsive element binding protein 2
Exons: 22
Coding region: 25-2946 (973 amino acids)
Biological process (GO): tricarboxylic acid cycle; citrate metabolic process
Cellular component (GO): cytosol; mitochondrion
Molecular function (GO): iron-responsive element binding; 4 iron, 4 sulfur cluster binding; aconitate hydratase activity
Source: RefSeq, a predicted model, not a curated record